Suricata suricatta (meerkat) is the source of this 2543-nucleotide messenger RNA. RefSeq names its product tubulin beta class I (gene TUBB). Gene Ontology annotation, molecular function: GTPase activity; structural constituent of cytoskeleton; GTP binding. The coding region runs from base 184 to 1518 and encodes 444 amino acids. The transcript is spliced from 4 exons. Gene Ontology annotation, biological process: microtubule cytoskeleton organization; mitotic cell cycle. NCBI's taxonomy places the organism in Eukaryota, Metazoa, Chordata, Mammalia, Carnivora, Herpestidae. Gene Ontology annotation, cellular component: microtubule; cytoplasm. The record is from RefSeq and is a predicted model, not a curated record.
CCCUCUUCUUUCUCCCUCUCAGAACCUUCCUGCCGCUGUGUUCGGACCUCACUGCUUCAGGCUCCGUGACACGUCCCAUCCUUCCAGCCUGCGACCAGCAGUAUAGGAAAAAAAAAAUUCCCUAUCAUUUUCUUGCCCCGUACACACCUUGAGGCGAGCAAAAAAUUAAAAUAAAUUUUAACAAUGAGGGAAAUCGUGCACAUCCAGGCCGGUCAGUGUGGCAACCAGAUCGGUGCCAAGUUCUGGGAGGUAAUCAGUGAUGAACAUGGCAUUGACCCCACUGGAACCUAUCACGGUGACAGUGACCUGCAACUGGACCGCAUUUCCGUGUACUACAAUGAAGCUACAGGUGGCAAAUAUGUUCCUCGUGCUAUCUUGGUGGAUCUAGAACCAGGGACCAUGGACUCUGUUCGCUCAGGUCCUUUUGGGCAGAUAUUCAGACCAGACAACUUUGUUUUCGGUCAGUCUGGGGCAGGCAACAACUGGGCCAAGGGCCACUACACAGAGGGGGCUGAGCUGGUUGACUCAGUCCUGGACGUGGUGCGGAAGGAGGCUGAGAGCUGUGACUGCCUGCAGGGCUUCCAGCUGACCCACUCACUGGGUGGGGGCACAGGCUCUGGAAUGGGCACCUUGCUCAUCAGCAAGAUCCGAGAAGAGUAUCCCGACCGCAUCAUGAACACCUUCAGUGUGGUACCUUCACCCAAAGUGUCUGACACUGUGGUUGAGCCCUACAAUGCCACCCUCUCCGUCCAUCAGUUGGUAGAGAACACUGAUGAGACCUAUUGCAUUGACAACGAGGCCCUUUACGACAUCUGCUUCCGCACUCUCAAGCUGACCACACCAACCUAUGGGGACCUGAACCACCUUGUCUCAGCCACCAUGAGCGGCGUCACCACCUGCCUCCGCUUCCCUGGUCAGCUCAAUGCAGACCUCCGCAAGCUGGCAGUUAACAUGGUGCCCUUCCCACGUCUCCACUUCUUCAUGCCUGGCUUUGCACCUCUGACCAGCCGUGGAAGCCAGCAGUAUCGGGCCCUUACUGUGCCUGAACUCACCCAGCAGGUCUUCGAUGCCAAGAACAUGAUGGCUGCCUGUGACCCCCGCCAUGGCCGUUACCUCACUGUGGCUGCUGUGUUCCGCGGGCGGAUGUCCAUGAAGGAGGUAGAUGAACAGAUGCUCAAUGUGCAAAACAAGAAUAGCAGCUACUUUGUGGAGUGGAUCCCCAACAAUGUCAAGACGGCUGUCUGUGACAUCCCACCCCGUGGCCUCAAGAUGGCAGUCACCUUCAUCGGAAAUAGCACGGCCAUACAGGAGCUCUUCAAACGCAUCUCAGAGCAAUUCACAGCCAUGUUCCGGCGCAAAGCCUUCCUCCACUGGUAUACAGGUGAGGGCAUGGACGAGAUGGAGUUCACUGAAGCUGAGAGCAACAUGAACGACCUUGUCUCCGAGUACCAACAGUACCAGGACGCCACCGCAGAAGAAGAGGAAGAUUUUGGCGAAGAGGCUGAAGAGGAGGCCUAAGGCAGAGCACCAUCACCUCAGCCUUAGAGAAGGUUCCCUCAACCUUCUUCCUCAACUGCCCCUGUCCUCUUCCUCGGAAUUUGCAUUUUCUGCCUGUCUUUUUUUUUUUUUCCCCUUUUUUGGAGGGGGGUUCCUAGAACAGUGCCUGGCACAUAAUAGGCGCUCAAUAAAUAUUUGUUGUUUGUUGAAUGUCUCCUCUCUUCCACUUUGGGAAAACCUAGACUUCUACCAUUCUGGGUAACCCGGUAUUCCCUUUAGGUGUCUACUUUCAUCUGUCCAGCUGAUAUUUCCCUUUGUUUAAAAUAAUUCUCCAAGAAGCUGCGUCUCAUCAGAUCCCAUUUACAACUAUGUGCUGACCCAGUAGAUGGCCACCAUCCUAAGCCCAGGUGGUAGCCCAAGAGAAAGGAAACCAACCUACCUCAUAGCAGGUAGAGGUACCUAUAAGGAAGGGGUAGGGUUUUCUAUUCCAGAGCAGUUUGGGAGAAGGCUGUACAGGCUAUUGAAGUCCAGGAAUUUCCCUGUUCUCUCAGCUUCAGGGAAGGUGUUAACAGUAUUAUCUCUAUUCUUAUAAUAGUCUCCUUCCAAGCUCUGUCCUGUUUCCUUUGUAGCAGUCUGCCCACUGUUGAGUGGGAUCCUUCCCUCUUCUACAUAACCUUCACAUGUUGGAUUCUUUUUCCCAUGGUUGGAGAAGGAAACCAAAAGGGGGAAAAGGAACUAGCUUUGGUACAGAAGGCCUCUAGGAAGGCCUUCUCCAUCCCCACUUUUUCUUAAAACCCAGCCCUGCCAUGUAGAAGUUGUGUACUGCCAACUAAAUAUUUUGAGUCAUUCCUCCAGAGAAGGCACAAGGAGAACCCUCCAUCUUUUGGUAACAUCUCAUCUCUUUUUGCUAUUCCCUUUGUCCACUUGCCCUUGGUUUUGUCCUGUCCUACACUUCAAAUUUCUAUUUUGUGUUGAACUUGCUUUUUUUCAUAUUGAAAAGAUGACAUUGCCCCAAGAGCCAAAAAUAAAUGAGAAUUGAAAAGUUG